Molecule: messenger RNA, 1167 nt
Organism: Knipowitschia caucasica
Lineage: Eukaryota; Metazoa; Chordata; Actinopteri; Gobiiformes; Gobiidae
Source: the annotation of a GenBank genome assembly
AUGAACUGGCUGUUCCCCCUGUCAAAAGGAUCUGGACCGCUGCCUCCUAUAAACAGCUUACAGCAACAAAGACAGCGGCAGAUAGAGUCACUGAAAGCCGCACACCCCAGCCUGGCCGAAAUACAGAAGGAUGUGGAAUACCGAAUACCAUUUACAGUCAACAACUCUACCAUUAAUAUUAACAUUUUGCUGCCUCCCCAGUUCCCUCAAGAAAAGCCAAUGGUUAGCGUCUACCCUCCGAUUGGGCAUCAUUUAGUUGACAGCAAUAAUGGAACUGUGGUCACAAGCUCAUUAAUUACAAAUUUUGGAAUGCAUUCAGAUCUGGGUAAGGUUAUACAAAGUUUGUUGGAUGAACUUUGGAAGAGUCCCCCUGCCUUUAUAUCUUCAGGCUCCAGUGGCUUUCCAUUCAGCAGUAUGUACAAAUCAUCAGGCAUAGCACCGUACCCAGCUCAGGGCUUUCACUAUGGGCCUCGCCACAUUGGUCCAGGCCAGCCUCCUCCUGGAGCUCCUUCACCUGCCCCCAUGUCUUACCACGGCUCUGAAUCUGUACAUGGACCUCCGCGAGCUCCACCUCACAGUGGAUUCAUCCCUGACCUUCCUAUGCCUGUUCCCACAGCAGACAUACAGGUUGGCCUAAAUGGGUACCUGUAUAAAAUGCCAGAUAUUCCUGAGGCUUUUCCUGAACUCUGUGAAAAAAACCUCACCCAGCUGUCAGAGAUGUCAGAAAACGAAGAUGUGCUUCUCGAGUUCUUUGUGUCUUUGCCACAACUCAAACAAGUUGCCAGUGAUAAAGAAGAUCUUGUGACAAGUAUUGUAAGCAUGGCCAAGAAAAACCUUCAAAUUGAGCCCCAGUUGGAGGACAAAAGACAAGAAAUGCUUUGUAAAUAUGAACAGCUCACUCAGAUGAAGUCGGCCUUUGAAUCAAAGAUGCAGAGACAGCAUGAACUAAGUGAGAGUUGCACUUUAUGGAAAAAAGAACUAUUUGCCACAGCAGGAGGGCAAAAGAAGAGAAGUUACAACAAUCCAUUAAUUCACUUGGGCAGUUUCCCUCUGGUCACUGAAAACAAGCCAACAGCUGCCAUCAAACCCUGGAGGACGCAAGGGGCUAUUUUGACAGAAACACAUUUGAGAGCAAGUAGAAUUUUUUUAAUAAUGAAGACACUAUAG